AUGGCAUCUCCGCAUGAGCUCUCAGACAUCCGUAGGUACUCGUCCUAUGAAUCAGCGGCCGUGCCAUAUGAAAGCAUCUGUAGUGCGGCCACGCACUUUCUGGCAACCAGAGAAGCCAAUCGCAAAGCGUUGUUUGAAUAUGCCCACCAUUUGAAGAAUUUGGGUAACACUUUGUUCAAGCUACUCUCGGAAGCUCUUGGGCUCAAACCGAGCCAUCGGGCAGAUAUAGAGUGCAACCAAGGGCAAGUCUUACUAUGCCACUAUUACCCUCCUUACUCCCAGUCUGAACUCGCCAUCGGGACAUGCCGACAUUCAGAUGGUGGUUUCCUGACCAUACUCCUCCAAGGUGAAAAUGGCGGCCUCCAGAUCUUCAAUGAGGAUCAGUGGGUAGACGUCACGCCAAUGCCCCGCGCAUUCAUUGUGAAUAUCAGUGAUCUCUUACAGUUGAUCUCCAAUGAUGGGUCUAGGAGCGUUGAACAUAGGAUUUUGGUGAAGAACAUUGCUCCAUGGGUCUCAAUCGCGUACUCCUUUGGAACACACAUCGAUCCAACCUCGACAAGGAUUUACAGUCCAAUUAAGGAGUUGUUGUUUGAUGAGAACCAACUGUUAUAUAGGGAAACUCUCGCUAGUGAUGACAUCAAACAUUACUACUCCAUUGGGUUAGAUGCGAAAACUGCUAUUUCUCAUUACCAGUUAUGA
Molecule: messenger RNA, 699 nt
Organism: Triticum aestivum (bread wheat)
Lineage: Eukaryota; Viridiplantae; Streptophyta; Magnoliopsida; Poales; Poaceae
Product: 1-aminocyclopropane-1-carboxylate oxidase homolog 6
Exons: 3
Coding region: 1-699 (232 amino acids)
Source: RefSeq, a predicted model, not a curated record